This is a messenger RNA of Aspergillus japonicus CBS 114.51, 600 nucleotides long. RefSeq lists its product as uncharacterized. The transcript is spliced from 2 exons. The record is from RefSeq and is a predicted model, not a curated record. Bases 187 to 429 code for a protein of 80 amino acids. Lineage: Eukaryota; Fungi; Ascomycota; Eurotiomycetes; Eurotiales; Aspergillaceae.
AAGCAUUCAUUCUCUUUGCGCAUCAUCCAGUCAUUCGUUUGAUUCGUCUUUACUAUACACUCCUUUCGUUACUUGUCGAUUGUUAGUACUUGUGUGUUGUAUUACUGAACCUAUACACCUCUAUUUACUUGGGUAUAUACUACACUUCCUUCAUUUCUUCACAAAACCCAUAUACAAACAUUCACAAUGAUCGACAAGUCUGCCAUCAUCGUCUUCGUCAUCUUGGGCUGCGUAGUCUCAGUCCUCAUCGGAUACUCCAUCCACUCCGUCGCCACCGGCGGGUUCCGCAACGACGAGCAGGAGAGAGACUUCUCCCACGAACAGAGAUCCUACAUGCGGGAGUUGCGCCUACGCGACAUCAACUGGAUGGCACGCGACAAUGGCCUGCGGUACAACCCGGAGCCGCCCCGCGAUCUCGAGAAGCAAUGAUUCAUAACGUUUGCUUGAAGCGUUCGGUGCAUUUGUGGAGUUCAGGAUUUGGGGUUUUGCGUUUGGACUGGGUUCGGUAGAUGUUGUUUUCGUCUGUUGUAUUAUGCUUCUAUUUUGUGAUGAGAAUUUUGGACAUGGAUAACUUGAUAUAAUCUGUCAAACUGACAUGUG